Molecule: messenger RNA, 460 nt
Organism: Punctularia strigosozonata HHB-11173 SS5
Lineage: Eukaryota; Fungi; Basidiomycota; Agaricomycetes; Corticiales; Punctulariaceae
Product: histone-fold-containing protein
Exons: 4
Coding region: 74-385 (103 amino acids)
Biological process (GO): nucleosome assembly
Cellular component (GO): nucleosome
Molecular function (GO): protein heterodimerization activity; structural constituent of chromatin; DNA binding
Source: RefSeq, a predicted model, not a curated record
UCCGUACGCCGACUCGCCAGUCGCGCUCUCACCAACACACCACACACCACACCACCUCAUCAACACUACAACAAUGUCCGGACGCGGAAAGGGUGGAAAGGGUCUCGGCAAGGGUGGUGCGAAGCGUCACCGCAAGAUUCUUCGCGACAACAUCCAGGGUAUCACGAAGCCCGCAAUUCGUCGUCUUGCCCGCCGUGGCGGUGUUAAGCGUAUCUCUGGUCUCAUCUACGAGGAGACCCGUGGUGUUCUCAAGAUCUUCCUUGAGAACGUCAUUCGUGACUCUGUCACCUACACUGAGCACGCUAAGCGCAAGACCGUGACCGCGCUCGAUGUCGUCUACGCCUUGAAGCGGUCAGGCCGAACCCUCUACGGUUUCGGUGCAUGAUUGUCCUCUUCGCAUUCCGGUCUACGUGUUGUACUGUAUUGUAGCUUUAUACUAUCAGUCUAUCUAUUCGGUGUC